Molecule: messenger RNA, 537 nt
Organism: Glycine soja
Lineage: Eukaryota; Viridiplantae; Streptophyta; Magnoliopsida; Fabales; Fabaceae
Product: polygalacturonase-like
Exons: 1
Coding region: 1-537 (178 amino acids)
Biological process (GO): carbohydrate metabolic process
Molecular function (GO): polygalacturonase activity
Source: RefSeq, a predicted model, not a curated record
AUGGAUUUUGACUUCAUCACCAACGGACAUGUCCAAAACUUGCAUUCCAUUGAUAGCAAAGGAGGCCAUUUCAUAGUGUUUGGAUGUGAGAACAUGACCUUCACAGACCUAACCCUAAAAUCCCCCGAGAACAAUCACAACACAGAUGGAAUCAAAAUAUCCCAAACAAAUGGGAUAAACAUCACAGGUGUGAAAAUUGGCACUGGCGAUGACUGUGUUGCUAUGAUUUCUGGCACUAAGAAUGUUCGGAUUUCAAAUGUCGUUUGUGGCCCUGGUCAUGGAAUUAGUGUUGGAAGCCUUGGGAAGAAUGAUGGAGAAACUGAUGUGGAAGAUAUUGUUGUCAAGAAUUGCACAUUUGUUGGUACUAGCAAUGGUCUUAGAAUUAAAACAUGGGCUGCUCCAUUGAAGAAAAAUUUGAAGGCUUCAAAGUUCGUCUAUGAAGACAUUGUCAUGAAUAAUGUGCAAAAUCCCGUUGUCAUUGAUCAACAAUAUUGUCCACUACAUCAAUGUGACCUUAAGGUUUGUGCUUCUAGCUAG